GAGGUAAUAUGGAUGGUUUUAUAUCUAUGAUAUGAUAAAUCUUAUUGUCCAUGACAUCAACAACGCCUCCCACUUCUCCAGGGUCAUUGACCCUUCCUUUUCGAGAGGUUACAGACUUGGCUGGGUCGACGCGAAAGCGGUCGCAUGGUGAAAUGGCUAGACCCGAGGAGCAAGUGGAGUACAAACCCACAGAUGGUCCGGCGGAUGGGUCUAGAAGAGACUUGCAAGACAGCUUGUCAGUAGAUGGGAAUGGUGAUCCUCUGACAGACCCUGGGUCAGUUGCUGAAGAAAAGCCUAGCGAUCCAAUCGGGUCUCAUGACUGGGAAGAACUUGAAAAGAGAUAUCACGAGGAGAUCAAGAAGUGGGAGGGCAAAGAGCAUGAGAUACACAUACAAUUCAACCAACUCAUGACUGUUUUCGCAGAAUGGGCGCAGACAGUCUCGGUACAUGACAAUGACCGUUCUUAUAAACGACUAAAGACGCGUGUUGGAUAUGUUCAGCGGGCUGAACGGAGUCUGGAAGAGAAGAGACAGCAUUACAUCAAGGUUGUCAAGGCUUUCGAAAACGCACUUGCCUUACUCAGUGGCAUUUAGACAGACUUUAUAUUUGCUUUAAAUACCCAUGUACUGCCUUUCUGCAUACCAUAUCUAUUUCACGCUUCAGGAUCACUUUCAAUAAUAUAUGCUCGACGACAGUAUGCGCCUGUUUUACGUACUGACUACACUGAAAUCCCCAAACGUCGAGAUCUUUCCAGUUGAUUCAUCGUAUCAGCUAUUCUUCCAACAGAUUGCCACAGUAGCAGUGAAUGGUAGCGCGAGAAAACCCCAGGUGCUCAUAUAGUGAGCUGGCUGAAACAAGCGGAACGCGUAAUCAAACAUAAUGAUACUAUUGAGAUGUCAAGUAGCCGUG
Molecule: messenger RNA, 909 nt
Organism: Xylona heveae TC161
Lineage: Eukaryota; Fungi; Ascomycota; Xylonomycetes; Xylonales; Xylonaceae
Exons: 4
Coding region: 51-593 (180 amino acids)
Source: RefSeq, a predicted model, not a curated record